This is a messenger RNA of Paramecium tetraurelia, 2421 nucleotides long. RefSeq lists its product as uncharacterized. Gene Ontology annotation, cellular component: plasma membrane; Golgi apparatus; cytoplasm. Lineage: Eukaryota; Ciliophora; Oligohymenophorea; Peniculida; Parameciidae. Gene Ontology annotation, biological process: cellular response to phosphate starvation; phosphate ion transport. Gene Ontology annotation, molecular function: inositol hexakisphosphate binding. The transcript is spliced from 4 exons. The record is from RefSeq and is a predicted model, not a curated record.
AUGAAAUUCGCUGAAUUCUUAAUAAACAAUAUUAUUCCGGAGUGGGCAUUAAUGUAUUUCAAUUAUAAGGCCUUAAAAGCCUAUUUAUCGACUUCAGGCGCUCUCAAAGAUUUCCUACUCUAUGCCAAAAAAACGAUGAGCACUCAGGAGUACAGGGAAAUAAAGAAAGUCGUUAUGGAAAAAACUUAUAUCAUGUCAAAAAUCUUGGCGGAUCAGAAGGAAUUCAAUAAAAAACUUAAUUAAGAGUUGGUUAAAAUAAGAUCCUUUAUGAAUGCAAAGUAUAACGAUUUAAAGGGCAAGACUUAUAAAAUUUAAUUAUAAAUUCUGUCAAUGAAUAGAUAAAAAAGAUCAUUAGAGAGGAGCAGAAAACGUUCAGUAAUACGAGUGAGUUCCUAGGUAGCCGAAGAGUUAACUGAGUAAUUAACUAACAAAUAAAUCAAGGUCUAAGAGUCAGACUUCAAUUAGAAAUGCCUUAAGUUGAAAGAAUUAUGUUUUUAACUCUUUAACGAAGGAGUGAACUUGGAGAAGUAUUUAAAAAUCAACCAAGAAGCCAUUCGUAAACUUUUAAAGAAAUAAAUGAAGAAAUCCAUCAAGAUGAAUUCAGAAUAAGUAAAUUUGGAUGAAUGUAAGAAAUUGGCUUCAGAAAUCAAUUUUGAAUAAUAACUAAAUAAAGUCAAAUAAAUGUUAUUUCAAGUUUAAAAAUACCUUUUAAAGAACUUCUACCAAACUCAAUAAUAGGUAUGUAAGGAAUAACUUCGUAAAUAUCAAUUUCAAAAUUAUAAAAAUAAUAAAGCCUGGUUUUAAUUUGGUCUAUUCACAGGCUUUUCAUUGAUGUUGAUAUCGUUUAUCAUAUUCUUAGCAACUCAAAAAUAGUUGAACAUUUAAAACAAUGCUAUUAUUUAUGAACAAUUCCCUAUUUACAGAGGAGCCUUGUUGUUUAUCCUUUACUAUUGGUCCUUAACUAUAGUUAUUUACUUAUGGAGUAAAUCCAAGAUUAAUUAUAAAUUAUAUUUCUGCUUCAAUCAUCAUUUCUCUACGAUCAAUGAGCAGUUGAAAAGAGUAAUGAGUUUGACCUCGAUCUUUUUGCUAGUUAGUCUUUUUUAUCUAUGUGAUGUUUCUAAAUUAGGCAUUAUAUUUUCAAAUCUUAAAGGAGAGGAGUACUUCCCACUGAUAAUCUGGACUUCUGUUUUUGCAACAGUUGCAUUUCCUUCAAAAUUCAUGAUUAAUGGACAAGGUCGAUUGUGGCUUUAUCGUAAUUUAUGGCAAUGCCUGAAUCUGAAACUAAUAGAAUAACGACAUUAUUUCAUAUUCAGCCAGUUCACUUCAUUAAUUAUCCCAUUUACUGAUCUCACUUAUACAGUUUGUGAAUAUUCAAAAGGAAUCAACAAUCAGGAGGAGACUGACUUUAACUAGUACGACGAAUGCUUUUUUAUUUCUAGAUAUUUCACAUUGGCAUUGGUGUUGAUUCCCUACUUGAUUCUGAUGAUUUAGAUCAUAUUUUUGACUCAAAAGCAGAUGAACGGCAACCUUUUUAUAAUAGAAUUCAUCAGAAACAUAUUUUCUAUUGUUUUGAUAAUCUUCGCCACUUUAUCCUAUUAGGAAUCUGACCUUUUUUAUUAUUGGUUGGGAAUGGCGAUUUUUAUAGCAUUUUUUAAUAUCAUAUCUAGUAUCAAGAAAUGGAGUUAUUUGGAUGUCAAAGAAAGGAGAAAAAAGAAAUAAUUACUCUCUUAUAAAUAAAAACUAUUAAUAAUAUACCUACCUUUUGGAGUUAUCCAGCCAUUAUCAAUAUCCACCUCUAUCUUUGGGUGUUUCGAUAAGAAGGAAUAACACAGUCUCCUCAUCUUGUAUAUCGGCAUUGUAGAACUAAUCCGAAGAAUGAUUGUCAACUAUUACAUUGUUGAUGCUGAGCACUUUAGACAUAAAUAGAAAUAUCAAUCAGUUGGAGAAUUGUUGUCCCAAGAUACAACAUUAACAACUAUUGUAAGGGAAUCAGAAAUUCUAUUUAGAUAAGAUGAAAUUGAAGAUAGCGAUGAAGACGAGAAAGACUUGAGAAGAAAGGAUAAAGAAUAGAUCACCGAGAUUGAAGUUAUCAUCACUCAGAUGGAACCAGAAAUGAAAAGAAGACAAGACACUGGGCUUAUAUCAUAGGGAUAAUCGAUAUCAAACUAAGUCGAGAAUCAUAAUUAGAAGGAAGCUAAGUAUUUGGGAAUAUCUGAACUGGUAGUUAAGGAAUCGGAAAAACCUUUGGGAGAGAGCUUUUUCAAUUACGAUAUUGAUGACUUCAAGCCGGAGGAGUUGAAUCAGAUUAUCAAUUGUUAAUAAAUAUCAGAGAGUGAUUUAUAGAGUUUACACAUCAAUAACAAGAAUUCUAAGGAGGAGAUAAAUAGAUUGUAUGAAGAGUUUGGUAUCAAAAUCAAAUGA